UGCGCUUUCGAUACUUGAAUCUUGAUUCCUGAAUAUCCGUUCCUAAAUCCCUCCAUUGCUUCUUCUCCGAUCUUGUAUUCCGUUGCUCUUUUGUGUGUUGUUCACUCUCACUCUUUGAUCACGAUUUUUCGUUCUCAGAUCUUCAAUCGUACUUCAACAUUUUGUUAUUGCGACCAAUUGGCGAUAUCUCAAGUCUAACAACAAUGUCAGGGACUCAUGAUUCAUGUCCUUUGGUAAAGAACAUUCUUCUUCUGGACUCUGAAGGGAAGCGUGUGGCUGUCAAGUAUUACUCCGAUGACUGGGCGACUAAUGCUGCCAAGUUGAGUUUUGAGAAGUACGUAUUCUCCAAGACCUCUAAGACCAAUGCUCGCACAGAAGCUGAGAUCACUUUGCUGGACAGUAAUAUUAUUGUCUAUAAGUUCGCCCAGGACCUUCACUUCUUUGUCACUGGAGGCGAUGAUGAAAACGAGCUCGUCUUGUCUUCGGUUCUUCAAGGCUUUUUCGAUGCUGUUGCACUUCUUCUAAGGAACAAUGUGGAAAAGAUGGAAGCCCUUGAGAACUUGGAUCUCAUUUUUCUCUGCCUCGAUGAAAUGGUCGAUCAGGGGGUGGUUCUUGAAACAGACCCAAACGUCAUUGCGGGAAAAGUAGCAAUGCAGAGCACAGAAGCUAGUGGUUCACUCUCUGAACAGACACUAACUCAAGCACUGGCAACAGCUCGGGAACAUCUGGCAAGAAGUCUGCUUACAUGAGAGUUUCCUCAUAUGCAUAAUACUGUUAUGGGAUUUGUCUCAUUACGUGUGAAAGUCUUUUAAUAAUUCGAACACUUUGCUUACAGCAUUUCUGCAUACUUAACCUGAAGUUUGGGGUAUUUGUUACAUAGCUGUGUGUUCAAUGCUGGAGCUUUUUUGAAGACUGGAUAUUGCAGAACAAGAAUUUUAUAAAUCUUGAUUCAUAUCUUUUA
Molecule: messenger RNA, 961 nt
Organism: Brassica oleracea var. oleracea
Lineage: Eukaryota; Viridiplantae; Streptophyta; Magnoliopsida; Brassicales; Brassicaceae
Product: coatomer subunit zeta-3
Exons: 7
Coding region: 204-749 (181 amino acids)
Biological process (GO): retrograde vesicle-mediated transport, Golgi to endoplasmic reticulum; intra-Golgi vesicle-mediated transport; intracellular protein transport
Cellular component (GO): COPI vesicle coat
Source: RefSeq, a predicted model, not a curated record